AUGUUCUUUCUUUUCCCCCUCCCUCUUCUUUUCUCUUUUCUUCCUCUUUUUUUUCUAUCUACUUUUUCUUCCACCUCCUUUUAUUUCGUCUUCUUUUCUCCUCCUUCUUCCUUUAUUUAUCCUUGUUCUCCAUUUCUCUGUCUUCUUCUUCUUCUUCUUCUUCUUCUUCUUCUUCCUCCUCCUUUUAUCGACCUCUUAAAAGCGAAUCUGCAGAAACAGCUCAAGAAGAAGCCACUUGCAUUCAAACGAAAAGCCGUAUUUAUGCAAGUCGAUGUUCCAUCUAUCUAUCUAUCUAUCUAUCUAUCUAUCUAUCUAUCUAUCUAUCUAUCUGUGGAGUUGCAACCAGGCACUGCAACCAGAAUCUAUUAUUAUAUCUAUCUAUCUAUCUAUCUAUCUAUCUAUCUAUCUCUCUCUCUAACUCCACGAGAUCUAACCAACAAUUUCUUCUUCUUCUUCUUCUUCUUCUUCUUCUUCUUCUUCUUCUUGCACGCCGUUAUUAACACACAGAAAUUUUCUGUUGAUGGUGGACGAUAUGGCAAUGGGAAGGGUCGGGCCGGGUCCCCACCCACCCAUUGA
Molecule: messenger RNA, 576 nt
Organism: Acanthosepion pharaonis
Lineage: Eukaryota; Metazoa; Mollusca; Cephalopoda; Sepiida; Sepiidae
Source: the annotation of a GenBank genome assembly